CCUGCCAGAGACGCUGCACUCGCCCCUCGCCUCCCACCCUAUUCUCUGCUCUCCAAUUCAACCCAGCCUUUGCGGAGCCGCAUGAGAGGACUGUCAGCCAGCACAGACGAAGCUCCGAGAUCAGAAAGCUGGCACAGCAAAUUGUGCCUCCAGCUCUGCUACUUGCUUUGCCGCCCCUCUAUUACGCUCCCUCACACGUGCACAUAAAUGUGCUCUCACAGCUGCACACUGAGAGAACUUUCUAUCUCGUGUGCACACUUGCAAGCUGACAAGCAAGCAAGCAGGCGGGCAGGCAGGCACACCCCCCUCCCAUUAUCUGUGCGGCGGGCAGAUCUGCUCGUAUUGGUGUAAGCAGCACGGGGCUGUGUUUUGCUCCUCAGCAGCAGCAUCACUAACAGCAGCAGCAGGACGAGUCCAAAGGAGAGCAGUCAUCACCAGAGAUCACACACCAGCCUCCACAGCUGAGGUGUGUGCCAGUGGGACAGCCAUGGAGGACACCAUCACCUGCAGCCACGCCACCUUCUCCCAGGUGUUCGGACGCCAGGGGCAGCUCAUGCAAGCCACGGUGCAGUCUCUGAACAGCCUGAACGAUCAGAUUGCUCAGUUCAUGGUGACCAGACCCUGCAGCCUGGCGGACCAGGAUGUGGCCUUCAUACCCGGAGAGAGGGACACCCUGAGGAAGUCCAUGACUCUGAUGAGACACCUGCUCAUGGAUGCUCAGGGGAAAAUCCUUAAAAUGAUGGAAGACAACAAACAGCUGGCACAGAGGAUUGAUGGGGCCAUCCAGUCUGCCAGUCAGGAAGUGACCAAUCUCCGCUCCGAGCUCUCGGCCACCAGCCGCAGACUGGCAGAACUGGGUGCCAGCAGCCCCCCUGCUCUGGAGAACCACCACCAGCACAACCACCACGAUGACAGCCUCCAUUACCGGGAUCCAUCAGUGCAUCACAGACAGAAGACGGUGGUGACAGACAUGUGCUACCCGACAGAGAUAUCCAGCCUGAUGGACUUUGGCACUGCAGACUGCUCGCUAGGCAAAGUGUUGUUGCGGGAGGAGGUAGCCCAGCUUCAAGAGGAGGUCCACCUGCUCAGGCAAAUGAAGGACAUGUUGAGUAAGGACCUGGAGGACACACAGGGCGGCUGCUCCUCUAAUCUGCUCUCAGCCACCGAGCUCCGAGUGCAGCUGGGAGACAAGGAGCAGGAGCUGGACCGUGCCAAAGAGGCCUUACAAGCUAUGAAAGCUGACCGUAAGCGUCUAAAAGGGGAGAAGGCAGACUUGGUGAGUCAGAUGCAGCAGCUGUACACAACACUGGAGAGCAGAGAGGAGCAGCUACGAGAAUUCAUUCGCAACUAUGACCAGCACCGAAAGGCGAAGCAGUCUCUGGCCACCCUGACAAAAGACGUACCGAAGCGGCAUUCACUGGCCAUGCCGACGGAGCCCGUGGUGAACGGCAGUCAGGAGUGGGUAAUGCAGGCCGACCUGCCUCUCACCGCCGCCAUCCGACAGAGCCAACAGACCCUCUACCACGGUCACAGCACAGACAGACAGGCUGUGGUCAGGAUCAGCCCCUGUCACUCUCGCCAGCCCUCGGUCAUCUCUGACGCCUCGGCAGCCGACGGGGACCGCUCGUCCACACCCAGCGACAUCAACUCACCUCGUCACCGGACCCACUCCCUCUGUAAUUCCAUGGAGGACCUGGAGGACCAGAAGCGUAAGAAGAAGAAGGAGAAGAUGACGCUGGGAUCUCUGUCACGCGUGUUCGCUCGGGGCAAGCAGCGCAAGUCACUGGACCCCGGCCUGUUUGAUGACUCUGACAGCCUCACACAGCAGAGCCUGUCUGACGGCGAGGAGCAGCUCGACCGCCUCCAGCAGGCGGAGCUUACACGCACCACAUGCAUGUCGCUGUGGAGGGCAGGUGCAGUCCAGGCCUGGAUGGAGGUUGUCAUGGGGAUGCCUAUGUACAUCCGAGCCUGCUCUGAAAAUGUCAAGAGUGGCAAGGUGCUGCUGGGAUUGACAGAUGAGGAUUUAGAGCUGGGUCUGGGAGUCAGUAACCCCAUUCAUCGCAGAAAGCUGAGACUGGCCAUCGAGGAUUACAGAAGAGCGGAGGGGGAUCAGGGACUGUCAAACGCCUCUGAGAUGGAUCAUUACUGGGUGUCCACCUCUUGGCUGAGUGAUGUGGGCCUGCCUCAAUACUCUCAGACCUUCCAGAGUCACUUAGUGGACGGACGAGUGCUGAACUCCCUGAGCCGCAGGGACCUGGAGAGGUUCCUCAACAUUGGCGACCAGUUCCACCAGACAAGUCUACUGCUGGCAAUCCAGCUGCUGCAGAUGCUCAGCUUUGAUAAAGAGGCCCUGCAGGCACGACGGGCAAAAUGUGAGCACCAGGACCGUGAUCCCAUUGUUUGGACAUGUCACAGAGUAAUGAAGUGGAUCAGAGACAUAGACCUCAAGGAGUUUGCAGACAAUCUUCAGGGCAAAGGGAUUAACGGGGCUGUGAUGGCUCUGGAUCCGUCCUUCGACACCGACGCCAUGGCCAAAGCCCUGUGUAUCCCCGGCAACAAGCACAUGCUGCAUCGGCACCUUUAUGAAGAGAUGAAAUCCCUUGCUGUACCUCACAGCAAUGCAGAGCAGGCCAAUGAGGUUAUCGGUUCUUCUUCACCUGUGGCUGUUAACCGCUUCACUGAGGAGAGGGUCUCCAUGAGAAGAACUGGAAAGAGUCCGCUGAGGUUACGUGCAAACAGCCACUCUGUGGAGCGGAGCCUGGGCUUCCACGGCAGCUGCGGUUCUCUGCCCAGAGAGGUCAGAGUUCAGGCUGUUCCUCGGGCCAAAGGAAGCCCCAUGCACACCUACAAGAGCGUGGAAAUCACAAACGUCUGAUCCCGCCUCCGAAAUGUUCACCAUUGUUUACAUUGUUGUUGCGUUAUACUCGUUUACUACUGAGAGAAACCUACACUCAGCACUUCAGAGGCAGUUGUUGUAAAGUGUAUUACCAUGUAAUUUAAUUAUUCAAAUCAUUUUGGCCUGCAUAGAAAAUCAUACAUUCUCCGAACAGAAACACAUUUUUAACCUAAUGUUGUAAAUAUAAAUGAGUGGAAACAUUUAGGGAACAUAGAGUUUUGAUUUCAACUGAAUUUCCAAAUUACUUUCAUAUUAUGACUUUAGAAAAAACCUCAAUGUUGACAAUAAUUGUUCAGUGUUUGAUGCCUCCUUACAUGAAAUAGGUCUCAUAUUUAUAUUAUCUUCACAGCACUUCUGUGGUUUCAGUGAACUAUUUUCAACAGCUCAGCCCUUUUUUGUUCACAUAUUAAAUGAAGAAUUAUGCCUUAGGUAGAGAAGCAGACAUUAUAAUAUGCUUUCACAGCAGAGAUACUGUACAUAUCCCCCGUUUAUCUUCCGAGGACUGUGUCAUGUCAGCAGCUCUCUGUGUACAUGAGCGAGAUGUUGGCCAGAGUUUCUGCCUCAAAUCAGGUCUUCUACCUCCAUGUGACCCCCCCUCUGCAAGCUUGUCAGCACAGUUAUUAUUAAAUAUUAUUAAAUUAAAUGAUAUUAUCAUUAUUGUUAUUACUGUAAAUUAUAUAUCUACAUAUUUUUAAAUGAAAAUAAAAUAUUUGAAUUGCAGAUAUUGAUUUGUCAUCAAUACUAUCAAUAACUAUCAAUUCUAGCAUAGCAGACAAUCUUUAACGUUCGAACUGUACUUUUAAAAUCUCUCUUCUCACAUUGUUACAUCCAGUUAAUUAAAGAAAUGUGAGGUAGACGUUUUGGUUGUUGGUUGAAUAUAAAUGACUAACAAGACUCAUCCAUGGUAAUAUGUAGAUAUCCAAUUCUGUUGAAUGUUGGGAUUUGAAAGUGAUGUGUAAACUAUAGAGGGAGACUGUGUUUAUACUGUACAAGCACUGAAGAAAAUGACAGUGCUGUUAUAUCUUAAAUAGGAGAAUUGCAUCUUUUGUACAGUUUUAUCAUCUUUUUUAAAACACAGAUGUGUAAACUUUGCCCUUCCUGUGCAUGAGAACAUACAUGAAAUGUCACACUGUGUGCAGCUAAAUCCCUGAGGCGAAUCCAGGUUGUGUAUAACAAGUUUUUCUACAAGUUUUUGGGCGUUCACGACGUUCACCAACAGCAGAGCAGCUAAAGCGGGAAGAUCAGACCAGUUCAAACCUGUAGACAGAGAAGGAACUCCAGUGUUGUUCACUGUGAACCCCGGGGUUAGUAUGACUCACACUGUUUCUCCUCCUGUCACAGCUUUUUUACAUAUACACCAACAAUACAGGUGGAAUUAUUGUUGACUGUUAUAUUGUACUGUGUUUACCUGUGCUGAUUAUUUUCAAAACAGCUACAGUAAAAUCUGUGUUAACACAAUAAAAACUUUA
Molecule: messenger RNA, 4365 nt
Organism: Paralichthys olivaceus (Japanese flounder)
Lineage: Eukaryota; Metazoa; Chordata; Actinopteri; Pleuronectiformes; Paralichthyidae
Source: RefSeq, a predicted model, not a curated record